This is a messenger RNA of Chinchilla lanigera (long-tailed chinchilla), 11607 nucleotides long. It is a transcript of the gene Erbb4, whose product is annotated as erb-b2 receptor tyrosine kinase 4. Lineage: Eukaryota; Metazoa; Chordata; Mammalia; Rodentia; Chinchillidae. Gene Ontology annotation, biological process: cell surface receptor protein tyrosine kinase signaling pathway; multicellular organism development; positive regulation of cell population proliferation. Gene Ontology annotation, cellular component: signaling receptor complex; basal plasma membrane. Gene Ontology annotation, molecular function: ATP binding; transmembrane receptor protein tyrosine kinase activity; epidermal growth factor receptor binding. The record is from RefSeq and is a predicted model, not a curated record.
CCGGCUGGGGACUCCUUCGCGCGCCCGCAGGGGGCUAUGCCAUUUGGACAUGUAACUGUCAGCACGGGAUCUGCGCCUUGCAAAAAAUGAAGCUGGCGGCGGGACUGUGGGGCUGGCUGAGCCUCCUGGCGGCGGCGGGGACCGUCCGGCCCGGCGCUUCUCAGUCAGUGUGUGCAGGAACGGAGAAUAAACUGAGCUCUCUCUCGGACCUGGAGCAGCAGUACCGCGCCUUACGGAAAUACUAUGAGAACUGUGAGGUCGUCAUGGGCAACCUGGAGAUUACCAGCAUAGAGCACAACCGGGAUCUCUCCUUCCUGCGGUCCAUCCGAGAAGUCACAGGCUAUGUACUAGUGGCUCUUAACCAGUUUCGUUACCUGCCUUUGGAGAACUUACGGAUUAUUCGUGGGACAAAACUUUAUGAAGACAGAUAUGCCUUGGCGAUAUUUCUCAACUAUAGAAAAGAUGGAAACUUUGGACUUCAGGAACUUGGACUAAAGAACUUGACAGAAAUUCUAAAUGGUGGCGUCUACGUGGACCAGAACAAGUUCCUUUGCUACGCAGACACUAUUCACUGGCAAGAUAUUGUUCGGAAUCCGUGGCCUUCCAACUUGACUCUGGUAUCCACAAAUGGAAGCUCUGGAUGUGGACGCUGCCAUAAGUCCUGCACAGGCCGAUGCUGGGGACCUACGGAAAAUCACUGCCAGACUUUGACAAGGACCGUGUGCGCAGAGCAGUGUGAUGGGAGAUGCUAUGGUCCCUAUGUGAGCGACUGUUGCCAUCGGGAAUGCGCUGGAGGCUGCUCCGGACCGAAGGACACGGACUGCUUUGCCUGCAUGAAUUUCAAUGACAGUGGAGCUUGUGUGACUCAGUGUCCCCAGACCUUUGUCUAUAACCCAACCACCUUUCAGCUGGAGCACAACUUCAAUGCCAAGUACACAUACGGAGCAUUCUGUGUCAAGAAAUGUCCACAUAACUUUGUGGUAGAUUCCAGCUCUUGUGUGCGUGCCUGCCCUAGUUCCAAGAUGGAAGUAGAAGAAAAUGGGAUUAAAAAGUGUAAACCUUGUACUGAUAUCUGCCCAAAAGCUUGCGAUGGCAUUGGCACGGGUUCACUGAUGUCAGCUCAGACUGUGGAUUCCAGUAACAUUGACAAAUUCAUCAACUGCACGAAGAUCAAUGGGAAUCUGAUUUUCCUUGUCACUGGUAUUCAUGGGGACCCAUACAAUGCAAUUGAAGCUAUUGACCCAGAGAAACUGAAUGUGUUUCGGACAGUCAGAGAGAUAACAGGUUUCCUGAACAUACAAUCAUGGCCUCCAAACAUGACAGACUUCAGUGUUUUCUCUAACCUGGUGACCAUUGGUGGCCGAGUACUCUACAGUGGCCUCUCCUUGCUGAUCCUCAAGCAACAAGGUAUCACCUCGCUGCAGUUUCAGUCCUUGAAGGAAAUCAGUGCAGGAAACAUCUACAUCACAGACAACAGCAACCUGUGCUAUUAUCACACCAUUAAUUGGACCACGCUCUUCAGCACCAUCAACCAAAGGAUAGUGAUUCGGGAUAAUAGAAAAGCAGAGAACUGUACUGCAGAAGGAAUGGUGUGUAACCACCUGUGUUCUAGCGAUGGCUGUUGGGGACCUGGGCCGGACCAGUGCCUGUCCUGCCGCCGCUUCAGCAGAGGACGGAUCUGCAUAGAGUCUUGCAACCUGUAUGACGGUGAGUUUCGGGAGUUCGAGAAUGGCUCUAUCUGCGUGGAGUGUGACUCCCAGUGUGAGAAGAUGGAAGAGGGGCUCCUCACGUGCCAUGGGCCGGGACCUGACAACUGCACAAAGUGCUCUCAUUUUAAGGACGGCCCAAACUGUGUGGAAAAGUGUCCAGAUGGUUUACAGGGGGCGAACAGUUUCAUCUUCAAGUAUGCAGACCAGGACCGGGAGUGCCGUCCCUGCCACCCCAACUGCACCCAAGGGUGUAACGGUCCCACUAUUCAUGACUGCAUUUACUACCCAUGGACGGGUCAUUCCACUUUACCACAACAUGCUAGAACUCCCCUAAUUGCUGCUGGAGUCAUUGGUGGGCUCUUCAUCUUGGUCAUAGUAGGUCUGACAUUUGCAGUUUAUGUCAGGAGAAAGAGCAUCAAAAAGAAAAGGGCCUUAAGAAGAUUCCUAGAAACAGAGUUGGUAGAGCCUUUAACUCCUAGUGGUACAGCACCCAAUCAAGCUCAACUUCGUAUUUUGAAAGAAACUGAACUAAAGAGGAUAAAAGUUCUUGGCUCAGGUGCUUUUGGAACUGUUUAUAAAGGUAUUUGGGUUCCUGAAGGAGAAACAGUGAAGAUUCCUGUGGCUAUUAAGAUCCUCAAUGAGACGACUGGUCCCAAGGCCAAUGUUGAGUUCAUGGAUGAAGCUCUGAUCAUGGCAAGUAUGGAUCAUCCACAUCUGGUUCGCUUACUGGGUGUGUGCCUGAGCCCAACCAUCCAGCUGGUUACGCAGCUUAUGCCCCAUGGCUGCCUGCUGGAUUAUGUACAUGAACACAAGGACAACAUUGGAUCGCAGCUGCUGCUGAAUUGGUGUGUACAGAUAGCUAAGGGAAUGAUGUACCUGGAAGAGAGACGGCUUGUUCAUCGGGAUUUGGCAGCCCGAAAUGUCUUAGUGAAAUCUCCAAACCAUGUGAAAAUCACGGACUUUGGACUUGCCAGACUCUUGGAAGGAGAUGAAAAAGAGUACAAUGCUGAUGGAGGGAAGAUGCCCAUUAAGUGGAUGGCUCUGGAGUGUAUACAUUAUAGGAAAUUCACUCAUCAGAGUGACGUCUGGAGCUAUGGAGUCACUAUAUGGGAACUGAUGACCUUUGGGGGAAAACCCUAUGAUGGAAUUCCAACCCGAGAAAUCCCUGACUUAUUAGAGAAAGGAGAGCGUUUGCCGCAGCCUCCCAUCUGCACUAUUGAUGUUUACAUGGUCAUGGUCAAGUGUUGGAUGAUUGAUGCAGACAGUAGACCUAAAUUCAAGGAACUGGCUGCCGAAUUCUCAAGGAUGGCUCGAGACCCUCAAAGAUAUCUAGUUAUUCAGGGUGACGAUCGUAUGAAGCUUCCCAGUCCAAAUGACAGCAAGUUCUUCCAGAAUCUCUUGGAUGAAGAGGAUUUGGAAGAUAUGAUGGAUGCCGAGGAGUACCUGGUCCCCCAGGCAUUCAACAUCCCUCCCCCCAUCUACACUUCCAGGGCAAGAAUUGACUCAAACAGGAGUGAAAUUGGACACAGCCCUCCUCCUGCCUACACCCCCAUGUCAGGAAACCAGUUUGUUUACCGAGAUGGAGGGUUCUCCGCAGAACAAGGCAUGCCCGUGCCGUACAGAGCCACGACCAGCACCAUCCCAGAAGCGCCAGGUGCUCAAGGGGCAGCUGCUGAGAUUUUUGAUGACUCCUGCUGUAACGGCACCUUACGCAAACCAGCGGCACCCCACACCCAAGAGGACAGCAGCACCCAGCGGUACAGCGCUGAUCCCACAGUGUUUGCCCCUGAACGGAGCCCCAGAGCAGAGCUGGAUGAAGAAGGCUACAUGACUCCUAUGCGAGACAAACCCAAACAAGAAUACCUGAAUCCUGUGGAGGAAAACCCUUUUGUUUCUCGGAGAAAAAAUGGAGACCUUCAAGCUUUGGAUAAUCCUGAGUACCACAAUGCUUCCAAUGGUCCACCCAAGGCAGAGGAUGAGUAUGUGAAUGAGCCACUGUACCUCAACACCUUUGCCAACACCUUGGGGAAUGCCGAGUAUCUGAAGAACAGUGUACUGUCUGUGCCAGAGAAGGCCAAAAAAGCGUUUGACAACCCUGACUACUGGAACCACAGCCUGCCACCUCGGAGCACCCUCCAGCACCCAGACUACCUGCAGGAGUACAGCACAAAAUAUUUUUAUAAACAGAAUGGACGGAUCCGGCCUAUAGUGGCAGAGAAUCCUGAAUACCUCUCUGAGUUCUCACUGAAGCCAGGCACUGUGCUGCCUCCUCCACCCUACAGACACCGGAAUACUGUGGUGUAAGCUCAGCAGUAGUUUGAAGGUGGAGAGACACACCCGCUCCAUUUCCCCACCCCCUCUUUUUCUCUGGUGAUCUUCUUUCUGCCCCCAAGGCCAGUAGUUUUGACACUUCCCCAUGGAAGACAUAGAGAUGCAAUGAUAAUUAUGUGCUUAUCUAACUUGAACAUCAGAAGGAAUGACAGAAAGAGAAAGACAUGAGGAACCACACUGUUUCUUCUGUUCUCUACAUGGGUUGCUCAGGAGAGGGUUACAGCCAGAGAAAGAUCAAAAAAUAUCAGAUAAUACUGCCUACUGUCAAACUGGUUUGCAGCCAACUAAUCUACCUUCCUUCCUUCUUCUCUCCCUCCCUUCCUUCUUCCUUCCUUCCUUGCUUCCUCUUUUCUCCUUCUCUUGCUUCCUUCCUUCACUUACUUUUAAGUACAGAUGGAUGAAAUACUCAUGCUGUCUGUUCCUAUCUACAGUAAUCGAUGUGUGCAUAUUCAGUGUCCCUGGAAAUCUUGUUUCCAUUAGAACAAAAAAAAUAGCCAUUUCAAUAAGAUGAUAGCGACUGAGACUGAGAAUCCCAUUUCUUUCUCCUACAUUUUUUAUCCUGGCAAGUAAAAAUGGCCAACCCAGCUUUUACUAUUUUCAAAUCUCCAUCAAAUUUAUAUCUAGUCAUUAUGUUUAGAAGGCUUUGUGCUUCAAAACAAAUCUUUUUAUUUGCUCUGGCUUAUUCUUUUAUAUUAGUUUUUCCUCUAUUUUGGGUUUUAUUUCUAAUUGUGAAGAUAUGUGCAUCAAAGCUUCUUGACACAGUUUAAACAAAAAAUUUAAUAAAAUGAAAAAGCCACUAUUUUAAAAACAGUCUUAAAAAUUUGAGGGAAAGGCCAAGAUGCUAGUCAAAUGCAGCAUCAACUUUAGCUUUCAUGUUCACACUGUUGCAUACAUGUCCCCCCACCCUUUAUAUUCUUUAACAUUUUCUUCUCCUCCUUAAAUGACAGUACUUGAUUGGCAGUUGGUAAUUUUAAGAGUAGAAGAGAAGCUAAGGGGCAAUCCUGUGUGGUUUAAGAAAACUACUGACACAUUCGGGGUGGUCAAAUGGGGAAAUCCACAAACUGGAAGAAACACACUGGAUUGGGUAUGUCUACCUACCAGGCAUUCAGAAAUGUAGUUUGCACUUAAGCUAUAAUUUUAUUUCUUCUUUUUCUGGACACCAUUUUGGAUUUUGAAUGAAGCAAUAUGGAAGCAACCAGCAAAUUAAUUAAGUACAUUUUUUGAAGGAUAAGAUAAAGACAGACUGUGAAAAUGCCAACCCAAUUAGGACUUUGGAACAGUAUCCAGGGAUUAUGGUGAGAGAGCCAGCACAUUAUCUACACAUAAGAUCACAUUUGCUACAUAAAGAAAUUUGUUCAGUUUAUAUGCUUCAUAUGAAGGAAUGCAAGUUAAGGAUUGGCUUGAAAUCUAUGGAAUUUCUAAUAUGAGACUUUAUUUAUAUUGAGUAGAAGGUAACUCUUCCCACAUAAAUUGGUAUAAUAAAUUUAAAAACAGACAUUCACAGUUUAUGGGUAAGACCUUGGGUCAAAAUUUAUAAAUAAAUAUGAAAAAUCAUCUCAUGCAAUAAUUUGAUUACCCAAAAAUAUUAAUCUUUUGAUACUUUACAUCAUAAUUCUUUUUCUUCAUAUACUGCAUCUGAGGUCUAGAACCAUCUUUAUUUGGUUUUCAAGAGUACCUACUCAGUUAAGAUGAGUGAUAAGAACUGAGACUCCAGGAAAACAAAACCUUAUGUUAGUAAUUAAGAAAAUAUCUCUCAUUUCCACAAAAUUCUGCUUCGAGUCAUUUAAAUUUUUAAAAGUUAUUUCUUUCUGGUGUUAACACAUUUGGAGCAAAUAAGUAACAACAACCUCAAGGGAACCAAUUAUAAUAAAAAUCUCUAUUACUUAUUUGGAGAGAGCUUAAAGGGAAUAAAUACAAAGAAAUCUAUAUUUUGACCUAUUUUGAAAAUCAUAAAUCUGUCCACCAACCCAAACCUGAGUGAUCCAACUGAUAUUUACUUAGAAUCUACUACAAGCACUGUGUUAAAGAAGGGGUAGCCAAAUGAGUAGAAUAUUAUCCCUUACUACAAAAUUUUAUAGUCUAGGAGGCUUAUAUAAAAUGACAUUGUAAUUUCUCUGUGAGUUCAAGGAAUUAGAUUAUAUGGACCACUUCUUGAGUAACUUUACAAAUUCAGGUUUUUAGUAAAGCAUAUCCUGUAAACUCAUUUGGGAAAUGAUUUAAACAUCGUUCAAACAACUGAAGUGGACAAACUGAAUUGUUGCAAUGUUUCCAUUCAAGCACAAACAAUUCGACCAGGGCAUUGCACCACUGGCUAAUUUACCCACCUAGGUAGCAACUUUACCUUUAACUUGACAGCCUAUGAUGACCCUUGGAGGUGUUGGUAUUGGUCUCUUCUUAUGCUAGGAGACGUGCAGCAAGCUGAAAGAAUGAGUUGAAGGAGGAGAGGAGUUUGUGAGAUCCCUUAUGUUCAAGUUCAGUCACUAACUUCCCGGGGAUAAAGACUUAGAAUGACUCAGGGGCCACCAUCUAAUAGCCGACAGCUCUCUCACUCAUUUGGAGCAGUCUCAAGGAAAAGGAGACCUUAUAUCUGCACUUAUGAAGAAUUGAACAUCAGCCUCUCGUUCUAGACUACAUUAAUCUGCCUCAAGCUUUCAAUGACAUUUGUUUGGAUACUAUAACUUGACUUUGUCUCUACAUUGAUAAUAAUCAUAUGGUUUCUACUGACAUUAGAAAGCAAAGUUACUUAACUUGGUAAAGGAAAAAGAUAUUAUUUUAACUGUUAAUGUAAUAGACAUCUAUUUAAUGAAUAUAGUCUGUUUCCUCUAAAACCAAAACAUCUACAUUGGGUAAUCUUCCUCUAAAACCUACGGAUUGAUGCAAAUAUAACUUAAAAUCCCCCAAAAUGCUUCUCAGCAGUACCACUUUGUCAUUCAUUUUGAAUUAUUUCUAUAAUAUAUAUUUGAUUUCAGUUGUUUGGAAUUUUCUUCUUUGUUUUACUUUUAUGCCCAGAAAUAUACUUGAGAGUGCAUAAGAGAAAGAAAAAUAAAUAUUUUCCUUUGCUCUAGACAAUAAUUUAUUUAUCCAGACAACUAAGAUUUAAAAAUACCAGUUGAAGUUUGCACAGUGCACUGCAAUAUCACAACACAGACAUCCAUGAUAUCGAUGGAAAUAUGUAGAAUCAAGUAUGUAAACUUGAGAAGCAUAAGCUCUUGGCUUUUUGAAUAGUAUUAGCAGUACGGGUUAGGAAAAGAGUCUUUCUCCAGAAACGUUCUUGAAAUAGCAUGAAAAAUAAUGCAUAAUUUAAACUCCCUUAGAAUGCAUUAACUAAAAAUAAGAUUUUCUUCAGGAAUCAGGAAAAAAGACUAACUACAACUUGUAGAAAGAAAUAGUGUUUUUCCGCGUGUUAUGAUUAAUACGUGUGCCAAUUCCUUCUGAAGGAAGGACAUGGUACGAGGAUUGCACAUAUUUCUGGUACUAAGGAAAGAGAGUCAAAACACUGUAAGGCUGAGCUGCUAGAUGCUAAGUUGGAGGGACAGAUCAGUGUGCUUCCUGAAGUGUCAAAUAGGAAAAGAAAAUUUAAAUAGUUUCAACCGGACAGGGAAGGAUGUAAAUACAAGGGGUGUUUUUUUAGAGCUAGCUAACCUUUCUUUAAAAACUUGAAUUAUUCAUCCAUCUGUGUUGAUUAUUUAAAUAGUAUAUGUAGCCCAUAAGGUAAUGGAAAAGGUGAUUAUGAAAGCAUGUAUAUAAGUGGACAGAACCAUGAUAAUGUUGUAAGAUGUAGAUUUAGUUAGGUUAUCGGGUGUUAAAUGAUUUUAAUAUUAUUAAAUAAAUCAAGUUAGGAAACUAACCAUAAAGUAUAUGUAACAAAAUAAAAUUCAAGCUAUGAAAAUGUAGGUUGGAUUUUGCCUAGUUGAAAAAGACAUAUAUAUAUUUAAGUUUGCCAUUUAAAAUUGUUAUUUGCUCGGUUUAGCUGAGCGUAGGCAUAUGUAGCUUCAAUUGUGAAAACUUGCUUUAAAGCUCCACAGUUAAAAUUUUUCUUAUCCUCUUAUUCCUUUAUCAUUUUCUAAAUGUAUUAAGUGCAAGGAGAAUUUUCUUCUAUAUUUUAGUUUGUUUUGUAAAUACCAUCUUGUAGCUUUUAACAGGCAAAUAUGUUACAUGUAACAUUAAAUAAGAGGUCUUAAAAACAAAGCAAAGGAAAUGAAAUAGUUCUAUUACCUUAUGCAGAGACAAAAACACAACAAGUGGCAUUAUUUAGAAAGCAAACAAAAUAUAUUUAAUUUGUGACUUAUCAUUUCUUUUCCCAUCAUACUCUGUUGCCUCGAAAACCAACAAAGAAUUCGUUAAAAUUUUUCUGAUAAAUAUAUGCUAAAUUGAGCAUUCUUUCAGACUUUAGUUUUUAGACUGAUGAUAUGCCAUGGGACAUGUGAGAAUAUCAGGUGGAUAAACUUCUACUUGUUAAAAAACCAGAGAAGCCACGCUGUACAGUAUAGAUUGCUAACAGAAAAUCCUAGUGGGUCUCUGCAUAUGUGGACAAUGUUGUAGCACAGCCUUGUUCCCAGGUAGACACAGAAGGGCAGACUAUGUCUCCUACUUACCAUUUGCUUAAAAAUAAAUAACAUUAUACAGAUAUAGGUAUGAUAAUUUUAAAAGAUCACUAUCAGUGGACACCUAUUUCUCACUAAUAUUACAACAGGUCCAGGUUUUAUACUUCCAAAUAGAAUUAACACAAAUUUUCUCAACCCAGAGAUGCCUUUGCAAAAACAGUUCUCCUUAUUAUCACGAACGUGCAACUCUUGCAAGCAUCACAUUUGACCAGGAGCCUUCGUGUUUACUUGGAUAGAUCUAACACCAUGGGCUUCUUUCUUUUCAUUUAAAUAAAGUACUCUAAAACAGUAGAAAUUCCAAACAUUCUUUUCAAUAACCACUGACUUUGUAGAGGGGCAAAAAUGUAGAAUGUGUCACUCUUGCAGACCCCUGCCUCAUUCCGCUCCCAGCAAAGUGAUACUUUGGGCAGAAGGAAUAGCUUCUAGAAUCUCAUGGUGAAAAGACGGUAAGCCCCAAUUUCAUGGGGUUUUGAACUGCCUCCUGUGGAAAACACUCACCUUUCCAAGUAAGAGAUACUUUGUUAAGAAUCACAGAAAACUUUAUUUUCCCUGAAAUUUAGAGGAAAAUAGCAACCUUGCUUUUUUCUCGUUGGCACAAUGUUCCCCAGGCUUUUCAUUUUCUACCACCAUAGUUCAAAGUGGCUCUCCUGGCAUCAUCUCUCUCUUAAGCCAUAGUGGAUCUCUGUGGUCCCACACUCUGCUCUGUGAAAUACUGAUUUGGAUUUUGCCCUCGAACGUCUAAUUUUUCCAUAAAAGAGCCUAUCAAUUUGGAUAUUGUUUAAGUAACUUCUCAGAGAAACUGCUGUGCAGAGAACACAUCUGUGUGUUAAAGUUCAGUCGCCAUGAAGAUCGAUUCUCUUAUACGUCCUCCGCUAUAGGAAUUUGAGAUGAGGGAGCCCCGUGAUGACUCUUGAAGCUCGUGUGUGUGCAUAUGUUCUUCUAGGUCUUGGAUUUAGUCUUUCCUUACAAACUAUGUCCAUAACUAAGGAGUUAGUUUUUGCCUGCAAAUUAACUUAUUUACUUUAUUCAUUUUAUGUAAUUCCUCAGUGCAAAUAUUUUAUAGCUGCUGUAUUUUAUUUUCUGAAUGAGGAGUCUUAUCAUAGCAGUAAAGGCUAUUCAGCUUUGAGAACCUCCUGCAAUUUUUUUAUGGAUUAUACAUCCAUCUAACAAACAUAUAAUGAGUGAAGUUUCACCUUAAUGCAAAUAUAUGUUAUCUAAUAGAAUACCAUCCUUUCUCUCCUUGAGCUCUUCAAGGAUGUUUUUCUUUUUAAUACUCCAGGGAGUUUCCCCCAUAUCAUGAGAGUGUUAUAUUUGUACAAAUAUACAAAUAUAGAAAAACAAAGCUUCAUAACUGCAGGCAAUAGUCUAACUUGUCUAAAGCACUUUGCCUUUACUGCUAUUUUUACCCCUGAUGUAUAGAAGUUUCCCCCAGGUCUGUAGCCCUUUUGAAGGAAAAUAAACCAUACCACCUAGAUAUUGACAUAAAUAUGAUUUUCAAACAUCAUUUCCAGAUAUUUCAGUUCAUGGAGGGGUUGUACCUUUUCCCUUAAUGUGACAGUUAUUUUUCCUGUAUAUUUCUGGAUCUCUCAGGGGCUGGGAGGGGGAGUGAGGGGACUACAACCAUAGCACUCCAAGAACCCGUUAGGAAUUACUCCCGUAAUCAAACUACAAAAGUUAUUUUCUAAAUGUAGAUAUGUAAGCUGUUGUUUUAAAGUAAGGUACUUUGAAAUAUGUAGCAUAAACUGGUACUGCUGUUAAAUGGGUCGAUUAUUAAACUGAGCAGCUGUGUGAGGGCAGCUAACUUUGAAUGCACAUCUCACUGGCCAGGGUGUCUCCAUCUCGUAUCGUGAGCAACAGGGAUUGCACUGCUGCAUGUUGAAACUGCAUUCUCACAUGCUUUGACUAGUGCUUCAUACCUUUCUUGAGCAUCAUUAUAAGAAAAUCAAUGUGCAAGACAAAUCACAGCACAAGUAAAACAUGUCACAUGAAAUCUUCCCUCAAACAAUCAUCUCAUGCAUGCAACAAAGCAGUUGACUAAGAUCUGCUUAGGUGACAAAGGGAGAAACUUUACCCAAAAAGCAGAGCUGUGUUCACUUCCUUAUGUUCUUACCUUGUAAACAGAAAACAAGCCUCUCUCUCGUGAAGUAUCUUCAAAGGAUAGGGGUGCAAAAAUAACUUGCUGGUAAGCCAUCAAUGUUUCAUUUAAGUCCCAGCAUUCAAAGUUAGCUGCCUUUUUGAAAUAUACAAACAAAAAUACUACUGUAUGUUUGAAAAUGUGAAUAGUAUUUUUAUAGCUCGUUAAAGACAUGGCUAGUUGCAUUUGUAAAUAAGGAUAAUGUUGCUUUGAUUUUCUUUCGUGGACAUCUUUAUUUGGAAUAUAAUUGUCUCUAGGGUUGAUUUGUAUAUAAGUAAUUGGCUUGUGAUUGUUUCUUUUUGGUUGGAAGUUAUCAUUUUGACAUUACUUGUGAUUCUGUGUUUAGCACUAUUGUGAUGUGUCCAACCUCUGCACUCGCUUACACAAUAGGAUAUGCCAAUUGUGUGUGGUGUAAUGUUAUUUUAUUUUUUUCUAUUUUAUCUAUGAAGGAUUAUGCACUUAACACAUACUAACUUUUUUAAUGUUAGGUAUAUUUUUAGUAUAAUUUCCCUUAUUCAUUUUUCUCCAACCCUUCACCCCAUUCUCUUUCCUACCCCCAGUUUCUGUGUUAUUUGAGAAUGAGGGAGAAACAGUAUUUUAAAUUUACAUAAUUAGGCUCUUUGGUUAAUUCUCAAGGAUCCUGUUUUGGCUCUUGGGAAAGAAUUGUACCUGUACAAGGCAAUUAUAGAAUGCGAACUGCUUUGCCUCAUUCCAUACUGAUCAUCCCAGCUGAACAAUUUGAAAACUGUUCUGCCUUUUUGUUACAUGAAUCUGUCAGAAAUAUAUUUUUAAUUUAAUAUAAAUGAAAUUCAAUAAAAUAUGAAACAGA